AUGGCGAUGAUGAUGACUGGCCGUGUGCUGCUGGUGUGUGCCCUCUGCGUGCUGUGGUGCGGUGCCUGUGGGGUUUAUGCGAGGGACCGCGACAGCAACGAACUGGUUGGCAGCAUGUCGUCGGGAGUGUUGGGUGCGAAUUUGCCCCAUAUGCCGAGUGGUUCUGAUAAAAAUGCGGUCAUGCUUCCUACGCGGUCUGUCUUGCCAAUCACUGUCGCUGAGGCUUUGAAUGAGAACGAUGUUUCUGUUACAACCGAAGAGGAUGCGGAUUUAAGUUUGAAUACAGGUUCUCUCCAUGCUGCUGCUAAUGGAGGUACAGGUGGGAUUGGAAAUACGAUUGACAGUCAUGCUGGUGGCAGCAAAACUUCUGGUGGUGAAAUUGGCAGCCCUGGUGCAGGUGCUGUCGGUGUUCAAGGUGAAGGUGCCCAAAGAAGUGGUGGUGGUGGUGAUCCUAACGGAAGUGGACAUUCUACUUUGGAAACUCUCGGUAGGGAAGCAAGUGGAAAAGGGGGGGAUCAAAGCGGGGUGAGGACAGAAGAGAAUUCCAGGAACCCUCCAGCAGAACUCUCACCGUCAGUACACUCAAAGCCACCACUAACACCGCCAGAACCAGCGGGAGUACCACAAAUACAAAAUGCCCCACAAGUAUUACCGCAAAAAACACCACAAACAGCGGAAGCAUCACCAUCACCGGUAGUUUCGGCAGAAGAUAGAGGUACACCGGAAUCAAGGGACUCACAGAUUUCAAGCGAAGAAACUAAAAAACACUCAACUUCAGAAACCAAAACGGAGUCCCAAGUGAAAGAAAAGUUUUCAAAUGGUGGUCUGACAGAAGAAGACGGUCAAGAGGCAACUACACCGAACCUUGCGAAGAAUGCAGUUACUGAAACCCCAACGAAAACAACGGCAUCAUCCCUCUCUACAAGCGGCACUGGUGAUGUCCAGACAACAACGGACACGGUUGAUAACGGUGCUCAACGGCCUAACACCAAAGAACCACAAGACGGGUUCGAAGAUGGUAAUACCAAAGUUCCUCCUAGAGCUAGUGGGGCGGCACCACAAACAGCAAAAACAGCCACCAUAACUCAAAAAAAUGACACGGCGACGAGCACACAGAACAGUGACGGCAGCACCGCCGUCUCCCACACCACCUCCCCUCUUUUGCUUCUUCUUGUUGUUGCGUGUGCUUCUGCGGCUGCGGUGGUGGCCGCGUGA
Trypanosoma cruzi is the source of this 1215-nucleotide messenger RNA. RefSeq names its product mucin-associated surface protein (MASP), putative. The record is from RefSeq and is a predicted model, not a curated record. The transcript has a single exon. Bases 1 to 1215 code for a protein of 404 amino acids. NCBI's taxonomy places the organism in Eukaryota, Euglenozoa, Kinetoplastea, Trypanosomatida, Trypanosomatidae.